Penicillium cataractarum is the source of this 696-nucleotide messenger RNA. RefSeq names its product EXPERA domain-containing protein. Lineage: Eukaryota; Fungi; Ascomycota; Eurotiomycetes; Eurotiales; Aspergillaceae. Gene Ontology annotation, cellular component: endoplasmic reticulum. The transcript has 3 exons. The annotation marks the transcript as partial. The record is from RefSeq and is a predicted model, not a curated record.
GAAUUCCCUCCCCUUAACCCACUCAUCCACAUCCACACAAGCUCCUCCAACGGUCCUACUCUAACCCUUUCCAGCCCCUCCGACCUCGGCUCUCGGCAUCCCAUCACCACAAACAGCACCACCAAGCUCCAGCUCCAGCUCCAGCUACAGCUCCAACACCACUCCGCUCCGCUAUCUCCAACCCUGUCCUCCCAGGCCACGAUGGCCCCCCUAUCAACCCGCAAGCGCGACUGCGCCUACCUCCUCUUCUUCAUCACCCACGUCCCCAUAAUCUUCCUAAUCGACACCGUGCCCCUGCAGCCCUCCUGGCUACGCACCGAUCUAUCGGCGCAGUUGCGGGGGUACUAUAUCGCGACGUAUCGGGAUAAAUUCUUCGAGGACCCUGCGCCCGUGUGGUUUAGCGCGUUUAUUUGGAUGGAGUUGCUUUAUCAUGUGCCGGCGAGUUUGUGGGCGGUUUGGGGAUUGAUUGGAGACCACCCCCUCAUCCCAGUCCAUCUCCUCAUCUUUGGCAUCCAAGCCUUCGUCACUUCCCUAACCUGCCUAAUCGACGUCUGGAGCUGGCCCGAUCGCACAACCUCCGAAAAACAACAAAUCACCUCCCUCUACGGUCCAUACGUUGCACUAGGUGCGCUUAUGGCUUUGGACAUGGUAGUUCGAUUGCGUGCUCGGUUGAUGCCAAAGAGCAAGCGCGAGUGA